UCUUGGUGUACAGGGCUGAACUGGUACCAACAAACCAUGGUGCAAUACAGGGCAUUGGUGAUAGCUCUGAUUCUGCUCCUUAGCACCACUGUCCCCGAAGUGCACUCAAAGUCCAUCUUUGAGAGAGACCGUCGUGACUGGCUGGUCAUCCCUGAUGCAGUUGCAGCUUAUAUCUACGAAGCUGUGAACAAGAUGUCCCCCAGAGCUGGUCAGUUCUUGGUGGAUAUUUCCCAGACUACAGUCGUUUCUGGGACCAGGAACUUCCUCAUCAGAGAAACAGCUAGACUCACUAUACUGGCAGAACAGCUGAUGGAAAAAAUAAAGAACCUGUGGUACACAAAAGUGCAAGGCUACUAGUUGGAAGAAAAGUCAGUGUUCCUUUAAGUGAGUGGGUAGCAUCCUGAAGUGUCCUCUUUCCCCUUGCCUCUACUACAGACCAAGAUCAGUCAAUAACAAAGAAUCGAUGCUCGUGUUAAUGAGACUAGAGGGAACCCAGCAUCAAAGACCAGAGAAUGGAUGACAUCUGCUGAGGUUUCCCCUGGAAAAAAAAAAAAUAAAAAAAUAGAAAAAAAAAAUAAAAAAGGCUGCUGGGCACUGAGGAAGGCAAUGAGAUUACAGAGUUCUGCUGUAGCCAAAUCUUGAAAAU
This is a messenger RNA of Meleagris gallopavo (turkey), 646 nucleotides long. Its product is annotated as apovitellenin-1. The record is from RefSeq and is a predicted model, not a curated record. Gene Ontology annotation, molecular function: enzyme inhibitor activity. NCBI's taxonomy places the organism in Eukaryota, Metazoa, Chordata, Aves, Galliformes, Phasianidae. Gene Ontology annotation, cellular component: chylomicron. Gene Ontology annotation, biological process: lipid metabolic process.